UCCCACUUUCCAGGUUUGUGCGGUUAACGCUAUCAAAGAACUUCAUUAGUAAACCUCCCGUCGGACGCCGGCCGGACCUACGGCGACUUUUCUCAUCAAUCAAUGGCCUUAAGAUAUCUAUUCAACAGAACUAUCUCCAUGCCCGCCGCUAUCGAUGAAAACACGCUCUUCGAAGAUCCUAAUAACACCAGAAGAACUCCGUUAUCUGCUGUAGCGGAAGCCUUCGAAGAUCUUUCAAAAUUAGUCAAUAGUACCGGAAACACCUCCGGUAAUCUCAGAUUGAAAACGUUCUGCGAUGCAUGCUCUUUAGUUUCCGUCUUGUUCGGAUCUCUCGGCAUAGCUUUCAAAUUCGCCGAACUUGAAUACGUCUCUAAGGUAGAUAAUCUUAUGGAAGCGGCAAAGAGAUACGAGAAUUUGAAUAUUAUCAUUGAUAUUGAUGUUAAAAAUGAUUCAGUAAGAACACCUGGAAGUAAUUCACGCAAUCUAAGGAGAGUUAGACAGGGGCUUGAUCUAAUUAGAGCUAUUUUCCAGAAUUUCUUAUCAUCAGAAUUUUGUUCACUUAAAGAUGCAGCAUCAACAGCUUAUGCUGAUGUUUGUGCACCUUACCAUACAUGGGUAGUUAGAACUGCAGCUUAUGCUGGUAUGUGUGCUCUUCCAACAAGAGAACAACUUCUACUCAAUUUGAAUGUAACCGAUGAAUUGGCUGAGAAAGAAAUGAAACGAUAUAUCAAAGCUUCGCUGCCUGUUAUACAAUACAUUGACAAAUUGUAUGUGUCGAGGAACAUUGGCUUAGAUUGGUAGUGCCACAGCACAAACCAGGUUAGAGGUUUUCGCACCAUUAAUUUAUGAAGGUUUAGGUGCUUUGUAUUAUUUUUUCUGUUGUAAGUUUUCUCAUACUUCUUAUAGAUUAGUAGUUAAAUUAUGUAGACAUUGAAGAAUUUGAUUGAUGAUUAGAUAAGAGAUUGGUCGGUAUGCUUGUGUUAUUUGAAUUUAACUCAAAUAACCCGAGUAUCCCAUCACCAAUGUUAUUAUCAAAAAUAUUGUUUGAAUCAUAAA
This is a messenger RNA of Impatiens glandulifera, 1056 nucleotides long. Its product is annotated as ACD11 homolog protein-like. The transcript has 5 exons. Lineage: Eukaryota; Viridiplantae; Streptophyta; Magnoliopsida; Ericales; Balsaminaceae. Gene Ontology annotation, biological process: ceramide transport; intermembrane lipid transfer. Bases 103 to 801 code for a protein of 232 amino acids. Gene Ontology annotation, molecular function: ceramide 1-phosphate transfer activity; ceramide 1-phosphate binding. The record is from RefSeq and is a predicted model, not a curated record. Gene Ontology annotation, cellular component: cytoplasm; cytosol; membrane.